AUGUCAUCGGGCGCCCCCGCGGAGCGCCCCGACAAGCACCCCUUCUGCAUGUCGCGCGUGCACUACACUUCGCCCUCCGGCGCCGGCGGCGGCGGCGGUGGCGGCGGCGGGGCCGCGGUUUGGUUCGAGCCAGCUGAAGGCGGCUGCCGGUGGCGGCAGACCGCGUCCGAGGUCGAGAUCAUCUGCACACGGGUGCCCCCACAGCUUCCAGCGGCGCGCCUGGAGGUGACCUUCGAGCCGUACCGCCUGCGGGUGACGGACCGGGUGACGCGCGAGGUGUACCUGGAGGGGGCACUCGAGCGGGGGGUGGUGACGUCAGAGUGUGUGUGGACGCACGCCGGCGGGGAGGGCGAGGACGGUUGCCUGUUGACGCUGGCCAAGAUGAACCUCGAACUUUUCGAACGGCCUUGGCGGCACAGCGAGUGCUGGUGGCCGCGGCUGUUUGCUGGCGACGCGGCCGUCAUCGCCUGGGAUGAUGCCGACAAGGAUUACUCCGACCUGCCGCACGAGAUCGAGGCUCUGCGGCUGCGAGAGGAGGCCUUGGAGGAGGCGCAGCGGCACGUGGCCGCCGGAGACAAGCGCACGCGCGCACGCCUGCAGGAUCAGGAGGAGGGCCGCAGGCGCCGCAGGCAUGAGCGCCUCGCCGCCCUCAAGUCGGCCUGCUGGCGUGCGGCGGCCGCCGCCGCCGCCGCCGCGCCCAGCGGGGCAGCCGCCGCGCCGGCGGCCGCUGGCGUGGCGUGA
Messenger RNA from Monoraphidium neglectum, 741 nucleotides. RefSeq lists its product as hypothetical. Lineage: Eukaryota; Viridiplantae; Chlorophyta; Chlorophyceae; Sphaeropleales; Selenastraceae. The transcript has 4 exons. Bases 1 to 741 code for a protein of 246 amino acids. The record is from RefSeq and is a predicted model, not a curated record.